This is a messenger RNA of Lagenorhynchus albirostris (white-beaked dolphin), 4447 nucleotides long. RefSeq names its product metallophosphoesterase 1 (gene MPPE1). NCBI's taxonomy places the organism in Eukaryota, Metazoa, Chordata, Mammalia, Artiodactyla, Delphinidae. Gene Ontology annotation, biological process: endoplasmic reticulum to Golgi vesicle-mediated transport; GPI anchor biosynthetic process. The transcript has 14 exons. Gene Ontology annotation, molecular function: phosphoric diester hydrolase activity. Gene Ontology annotation, cellular component: endoplasmic reticulum-Golgi intermediate compartment. The record is from RefSeq and is a predicted model, not a curated record. The coding region runs from base 334 to 1446 and encodes 370 amino acids.
CUCGUCGCCCGCAGCCCGCUGGGUCCGUUGCAGAGCAAGCGUCGCGCCGCUGGCAGGUUCGGGACGUCCGGCGCACUGAGACUGGUGCGGGAACGCACGGGGCGCGCCCUGCGGACCGGCGGUCGGAGUCCGCGGCCAGAGGCCGGCGCGGGUCUGGGCCUCUGGGACAGGAGCAGGCGGCUGCGCAGGCAGGUAGAGGCGCUCUGAUUUUGGGGAGCACAAGCCAACCUUCAUACCGGUCUCUGUCGUUAAAAGGUACUCGGCUAAGACACCAGCGCCAGCUGCACCUGGCCAGGAGUCUAGUUUCCUUGUGGGAAGUCUCGUGGAUUUGACAUGGCUGCAGAGGACACGGCCUCGACCCGGCUGGGGGCCGGGAGGCAGCACCUCCGUCCACUGAAGAGGAGGGGCUUGGUGCUGCUGAGACUCACGGCCAUCGUCUUUGCUGUGCUUCUCUUUUGUGAAUUUCUAAUCUAUUACCUAGUGAUCUUCCGGUGCAGUUGGCCUGCAGUGAAAACUCCCGCGGAUGCCGGUGGACUCGGGACCCCUGAGCCUGUGCUCAGGGCCAUGUUCUUGGCUGACACCCACCUGCUCGGGGCUGUGAGAGGCCACUGGCUGGACAAAUUACGGAGGGAGUGGCAGAUGGAGCGAGCCUUCCAGACGGCGCUGUGGCUGCUGCAGCCUGAAGUCGUCUUCAUCCUGGGAGACGUCUUUGACGAAGGGAAGUGGAGCUCCUCCCAGGCCUGGGCAGACGACGUGGGGCGCUUCUGGAAGAUCUUCCGACACCCGCCCCAUGUGCAGUUGAGGGCCGUGGCCGGUAACCAUGACAUCGGCUUCCACUACCAGAUGAACACAUACAAAAUAAAACGAUUUGAGAAAGUUUUCAACCCUGAAAGGCUGUUUUCUUGGAAAGGAAUUAACUUCUGUGUCCCAGGGACACAGUCGCCAGUGGACAGCACAGGUGGCCCAUGGCUGAUCUCCUGCCCUUGCCUCAGUUUCGUGAUGGUUAACAGCGUUGCACUGGAAGGGGACAGCUGUGAUAUCUGCUCUGGAGCAGAGGCUGAGCUCCUGGAAAUCUCUCACCGGCUGAACUGCUCCCGGGAGCAGGAGCAUCGCCCCCAAGAGUGUGGAGACAGGCAGCGGCUGCCGGCCUCGGCCCCCAUCCUCCUGCAGCACUUCCCGCUUUACCGGAGAAAUGACGCCAACUGCUCCGGGGAGGACGCGGCAUCCCCCGACGAGAAGUACACCCCCUUCAAGGAGCGCUAUGACGCGCUCUCCCAGGAGGCCUCGAGGAAGCUGCUGUGGUGGCUCCGGCCGCGCCUGGUCCUCAGUGGCCACACGCACAGCGCCUGCGAGGUCCUGCACGGGGCCGACGUCCUGGAGGUCAGCGUGCCAUCUUUCAGUUGGAGGAACAGAAACAACCCCAGUUUCAUCAUGGGACAGCCAUAGUCAAGGCACGGAGAUCUACAGGGAUUCUCCUUGAGUAGUUAUACAAAAUAAUAUUACAUUUCGUGGUCUGUACAGUGUAAUAAACCAGCAGUAAAACAACAAAAAGAACCUAUGAAAGGAGGCCGUUGCCUGAGCAGCGUGAGUCUGGGGACCAUCGUGGAUGGGACACCUGUGGCCAGAGCGAGGGGGGGGUUUCUGCUGAUGUGUGGAUGGUCAGAGGGGCUCUGACACAGAGGCUGAGGCCAGCCGCCCCUGGAGAGACAGGACUGAAGGGGGUUCUGUCCCCACUGCGGCUUGGGGCUCCUCUGAGUCGUGGGCCCAUGGGGUCAGAAGGGCGACGCCCCAUCACGCUUGGGCCAGUGCGUCUCCCCAUCCGCCAAGUUCUCCAUGAGUCGGGGCCCCCUCACCCCCACACAGACCGGGGCGGGGUGGUGGGGGCAGAGGUGGCCGGGGGCCCGGAGGUCACGCGAGCCCGCACAAUGGACGGGGACUCGCUGCUCUGUGCCGGUGGCCCUGGGGCGCGGGGCGGGGCUGGGGGGCUCACAGGAGCUCGUACUGCUUGAGGUGCAUCCGCUGGAUGAUGUCCCUGCAGUCGUUGAAGACGCGGCGGAUGUUCUCUGUGUCCACGGCACACGUGAAGUGCGGGUAGCAGUAGUGCUUGCCGUCGCCCGUGGCCGUGCUGAUGCGCUGCGGAGAUGCAGCCCGUCAGCUCCGGGGGACCGAGGGCCGGGGGUGGGGGCGUCUGUGUCAGGGCUGAGCCCCCCAUUUCUCACUUUUUAUGUAAGCUUGAAAUCAUCUCAAAAUACAGAGUUUUUUCAAAAAGGGAACAUCUGAACCUGAGCAGGUCCGUUUCCAUGUGACCCUUGAGCUGAGGAGAGGCCACACCCCGCAUCCCACUGAAAGGCAACAUGCCAGCGGGGUCGGUCAUCUCAGUGCUGACCCGGGGCCUGUACCCUGCCCGUUCCUGCUGGGAAGUUGUGUGACCUGAGGCCGGAAGUCCGACCUCUCUGAGCCUCCGUGUGCUCAGCUAUGAGAUGAGGAACGACACCUUCCCAUCCCUCAUUGUUUGGGGGAGAUUAAAUAAGCUCGUGAGAGACUAAGUGCAAAGAGCAGGGUCACCCUAAGGUGGCAGGACAGCAAAGGGCAAGGAAAAUGCUCACCAAGAACAGAUCCCGGAUGAAGAACUUAGCUCUUGUGACUUUGGGAUCUUCUCCCGCAUCUGGUGUCGCUGUAGAAAAUCAAAGGGAAUUUUAUUUAAAUGACAUGACACACAGAUACAGCUGGAUGGAGGCUGUGCACACAGAGCACGGAAGCACACGCGCCAUGCAGCCAAAGACUGAAACGUGACCUUCGUCUCUCUCCUCCUCCCAGGUCACUUUGACUUCAACAGUGGUUUAUGUUUGGUGCCGGGUGAACAGCUUCUACUCAAGUCAGAUGAAGCGUCUCACUGACUGGUGAGCCGGCCCCCAAUCACCUGCACCUGGUGAACCUUCCUGCAGGGAGGGCUGCCAGCUCAUCCUGAGACUUCCCAGGAAAAAUGCUGACCAGACAGGCCCGCCAGUGUCUGGGGAGAGGCGCCCGUCCCGCCAGCUGCCGCUCCAGAUCAGACUCACUCUCUCUCCUCUCACAGUUCUAGUCUCUAAGGAAGCUGAAAAGAAAGCCAGACGUGCUUGAGACCGCUCUGGGGACGCCUCUGGGCUGGGGGGCAGGUGUGCAGGGCCUGCACGAGCCCAGGGGGACGGGGCAGCCACGGGCCAGCAGCUUCCUGCGUUCUUCCUGGACACAUGUCUCCCCAGCAGCCUCAGAUUGAACCCAACCUCUUCUAAGAAGCCAAUUCCAUGGAACAGAAUUGAGAGCCCAGAAACAAACCCACACACAUACGGACAACUGAUGUAUGACAAAGGAGCAAAGAACAUACGGUGGAGAAAGGAUGCCCUCUUCCAUAACUGGUGUUGGGGAAGCUGGACAGCUACAUGGAAAAUAAUCACACUGGACCAUUACCUCACACCCUACAUAAAAAUCAAACUCAAAAUGGAUUAAAGACUUGAACGCAAGACCUGAAACCACAGAAUUCCUAGAAGAAAACGUAGGCAGUAUGCUCCUUGACAUUGGUCCUAGCAGUAUCUUUCUAGAUAUGUCUCCUCGGGCAAGGGAAACAAAAGCAAAAAUAAACAAGUGGGACUGCAUCAAGCUAAAAAGAUUCUGCGCAGCAAAGGAAACCAGCAACAAAACAAGAAGACAACCUGCCAAAUGGGAGAAGGUAAUUGUAAAUCAUAUAUCUGAUAAGGGGUUAAUAUCCACACUAUAUAAAGAACUCACAUGACUCAAUAACAAAAAAACAACAUGAUUUAAAAAUGGGCAGAAGUGCCAAAGAGACAUUUUUCCAAAGAAGACAUACAGGUGGCCAACAGGCACAUGAAAAGAUGCUCACCACUGCUAACCAUCAGAGAAAUGCAAACAAAAACCACAAUAUCACCUCACACCUGUUAGGAUGGCUGUUAUCAAAGGCAAGAAAUAACAAGUGUUGGUGAGGAUGUGGAGAAAAGGGAGCCCUUGUACACUGUUGAUGGGAAUGUAAAUUGGUGCAGCCACUGUGGAAAACAGUAUGGAUACUCCUCAAAAAAUUAAAAACAGAACAACUACUUAUGGACCCGCAAUUCCACUCCUGGGUAUUUAUCCAAAGAAAAUAAAAACACUAAUUCCAGAAAAUAUCUGCACCCCAAUGUUCAUAGCAGUAUUACUUACAAUAGCUGAGAUAUGGAAACAACCUUAAGUGUCCAUCGACAGAUGAAUGGAUAAAGAUGAUUAUAUACACACACACACACACAAAGGAAUAUUACUCAACCACACAAAGAAGGAAAUCUUGCCAUUUGUGACAACACAGAUGGACCUUGAGGGUAUUAUGCUAAGUGAAGUAAGGCAGAUGGUGAAAGAAAAUACAGUAUGAUUUCACUCAUGCGUGGACUAUAAAAAAACAAACAAAACCCCAAAAUAAAUGAAC